AUGGUUACAGUACUCCCUUGAAAGCUCCAUACAUACAUACAUACAUACCUACAUACACUCCAAAACUCACAAACUCCUGAAUCAUCACAAUUAACAAAACAUAUCAAGCCAUGGGCAGACCUCCUUGCUGCGAUAAAGUUGGAAUCAAGAAAGGUCCAUGGACUCCUGAGGAAGAUAUCAUCUUGGUCUCUUAUAUUCAAGAACAUGGUCCUGGAAAUUGGAGAUCAGUUCCCACUAACACUGGAUUAUUGAGAUGCAGCAAAAGUUGCAGACUUAGAUGGACGAAUUACCUUCGACCAGGAAUCAAACGUGGAAACUUUACUGCUCAUGAAGAAGGGAUGAUUAUUCAUUUGCAAGCUUUAUUGGGUAACAAGUGGGCAGCCAUUGCUUCUUACCUUCCACAAAGAACAGAUAAUGAUAUCAAGAACUACUGGAACACUCACUUGAAGAAGAAGCUAAAUAAGUUUCAAGCAGCUUCAGAGGCUCAAAUGGCUGCCACACAAACUAAUCAGAAUCAUAAUCAGUUCGUGGGGAAGAGCUUCAAUCUGGAUUUCACCUCAAGCCGACCAGCUUCUUCAACAAAUACAAGGCUUGUUCUGCUGGAUUCUAAUAAUAACAAUAACCAGAAUUCAUCCACUGCAACAUACGCUUCAAGCACGGAGAAUAUCUCACGUCUCCUGGAAGGUUGGAUGAGGGCUUCUCCCAAGCUCAAAACCAGUAUCAACAAUGGCGGAAGGGCAAAACAAGAGGAGGAAGAAGAAGGUGGUAAUUUGAUUUCUGAUGAUCAGGAGGAGUUUCAGACCAUUUUAUCAUUUGAUCAUCAUCAUCAUCAUAUGAACAAUGUUGUUGCAUGGGAUUAUAACAAGUGUACAAGUGAUUCUACUACAAAGGGUUCUGGUAAUGAAGACGAAAAGGGUAAUACGACGUCGUCUUCUUCACCAGACAGGAAGCAGAUCAUCUCCGAUCACAAUAAUCCUCCAUUAUCGUUUCUUGAGAAAUGGCUGCUAGAGGAAACAAGUACUGCUCAAGUCGAAGAAAUUAUGCAACUCCCUCCAAUAUUCUGAUUUUCUCUUCUUAAUUUCUUUUUCCUUUUUUUAAUUUUUAAUCAUCUGGGAUCAUAAUCAAUAAGAAAAAAAAAAAAAAAAAAAAAAAA
Carica papaya (papaya) is the source of this 1153-nucleotide messenger RNA. It is a transcript of the gene MYB60, whose product is annotated as myb domain protein 60. Gene Ontology annotation, biological process: response to auxin. Lineage: Eukaryota; Viridiplantae; Streptophyta; Magnoliopsida; Brassicales; Caricaceae. The record is from RefSeq and is a predicted model, not a curated record.